AACCUGGUCGGAUUAAAAAAAGCAACCAGGAGAUCGUUUCUUUACGCUGUCGAUUGCAACGGAUCAUACGAGCUGGCAGUCCAAUCGUGUCGUGCUGGAGACAACAGGGAACGCAACAAGUGUGCCUUUUCGCGGUGUUGACACGGACAUUCCGUUGACAUUAGGCCGCGUAUCGAUUGUGCUGUGUAAAAUUGUAAAAGCAAUUUAAUUCCAACCGAAAGUUAUGAAUCCCUCGGAAUGGUUUAGCGAGGUGUCCGACGAGCUCUGGCCGGGUCAAUGCUUUUCGCUCAAGGUGAAAAGCGUUCUCCACGAGGAGCGCUCCAAGUACCAGCAUAUCAAAAUUGUCCAGAGUGAGUCGCACGGGGUUGUGCUGAUACUCGACGGCAUCAUCCAGUGUACGGAGCGGGACGAGUUCGCUUAUCAGGAGAUGAUUUCCUUCCUGCCGCUCUGCUGCCAUCCGAACCCGCAGCGCGUGCUCAUCGUCGGCGGUGGUGAUGGAGGUGUGGCGCGGGAGGUGGCCAAGCACCCGUCGGUGACGGAGGUGCACCAGGUGGAGAUUGACGAGCGGGUGGUGGAGCUAUCCAAGCAGUACCUUCCAUUCAUGGCGUGCGGGUUCGAUUCACCUAAGCUGAAGCUAACAAUUGGCGAUGGGUUCGAGUACAUGAAGCAGCACGAGGGCGCCUUUGACGUUAUCAUCACAGACAGCAGCGAUCCGAUCGGGCCGGCCGAGUCACUCUUCCGGGAGUCAUACUUCGAGCUGGUGAAGCGAGCGCUCAAACCGAACGGCAUCAUUUGCUCGCAGGGUGGCAGCUUCUGGCUCGAUGCGGGCCAUGUCCGCGAGACGCUCGACUACUGCCGAAAGCACUUCCCGCGCGUCACGUACGGGCUCGCCGCCGUGCCGUCGUAUCCAACGGGGCAGAUUGGAUUUUUCAUCGCCAGCCUCAACCCGGAAACGAAUUUCAGUGAACCUUCGCGCACAUUCAAGGAUGAAGAAAUCGAUCGGAUGAGCCUGCGGUACUACACCUCGGACGUGCACCGGGCCGCUUUCACUUUGCCACGGUUUGCCACGAAAGCACUCUAUCCGUAGCCUGCAUAUAGGCCAGAAAAUGUGGUGCAUUCUAAAGAGGGAAACGAAAUAAAGGGAACACAUGGGAUCAAGGGAAGUUAGGGAAACUCAAUGUUGAGAGAUGAGAUUUGUUUUUAACCCGUUGUAUAAGUCUGUCAAUCGAUGUGUGUAUCGUGUCAAAUGUUUGUUUGAAUAAAUGCUGUUGCACGUCUGCCCCUUUUA
Messenger RNA from Anopheles coustani, 1288 nucleotides. RefSeq names its product spermidine synthase (gene SpdS). Bases 224 to 1087 code for a protein of 287 amino acids. Lineage: Eukaryota; Metazoa; Arthropoda; Insecta; Diptera; Culicidae. The record is from RefSeq and is a predicted model, not a curated record. Gene Ontology annotation, biological process: spermidine biosynthetic process. Gene Ontology annotation, molecular function: spermidine synthase activity. The transcript has 3 exons. Gene Ontology annotation, cellular component: cytosol.